Messenger RNA from Rana temporaria (common frog), 777 nucleotides. RefSeq names its product putative nuclease HARBI1. The record is from RefSeq and is a predicted model, not a curated record. NCBI's taxonomy places the organism in Eukaryota, Metazoa, Chordata, Amphibia, Anura, Ranidae. Bases 6 to 632 code for a protein of 208 amino acids. The transcript is spliced from 2 exons.
CAGGAAUGCCCAAUGUCAUUGGGGCAAUAGACUGCACCCAUGUGCCAUUAUGUCCCCCAUCAGAACAGGAGCACAUCUACCGAAACCGUAAGGCUUACCAUUCCCUCAACAUCCAGGUGAUCUGUGAUUCAAACCUCAUAAUCCGUGAUGUUGUCACCGGCUUUCCAGGAUCCUGUCAUGAUGCCCAUAUAUUGCGCCAAUCGGGAAUAUAUGAUACUCUGGACAAGGACUUAGAAAAUAAUGGAUGGCUGCUGGGAGAUGCUGGUUACCCCUGUCUACCAUGGCUCUUAACACCAAUCAACAGGCCAUCCUCUCCUGCAGAAGCAGCUUACAAUGUUGCUCAUACAAAAACAAGAGUGGUUAUCGAAAGAUGCUUUGGUGUCCUAAAGAGCCGUUUCCGUUGCAUGUCCUUGUCUGGUGGAUUCCUUCAGUAUUCCCCCAGUAAGGUAGCUGAUAUGUUCCUAGCAUGCAGCAUUCUCCAUAACAUUGCAAGGCAUGGCGGACUACAAGAGGAACUAGACACCACAGUGGAGGAUGACAUGCCCACAAUUCCAGUGGAAAAUGAUCACAGGGGAAACGCAGCAAGAAGUAAACUGAUUACAAACUAUUUUUCAGGUAAUAAACCACCGUAACAUGUUUUUAAUUUUCCAAACAUCAUCAGAAAUGAUCACAAACUUGCAUUAUUAAGUUGAAGAGACAGACAUGCUGUAAAAUGAAUUAUUUGGGCUGAUCUUGUUUAUCAAUGUCAAAUCUUAACCAAUGAUGUUUUUUUUAUGA